Cataglyphis hispanica is the source of this 1290-nucleotide messenger RNA. It is a transcript of the gene Xpac, whose product is annotated as DNA repair protein complementing XP-A cells homolog. Gene Ontology annotation, biological process: base-excision repair; nucleotide-excision repair involved in interstrand cross-link repair; nucleotide-excision repair, DNA damage recognition. The record is from RefSeq and is a predicted model, not a curated record. The transcript has 6 exons. Gene Ontology annotation, cellular component: nucleotide-excision repair factor 1 complex. Gene Ontology annotation, molecular function: damaged DNA binding. Bases 455 to 1285 code for a protein of 276 amino acids. Lineage: Eukaryota; Metazoa; Arthropoda; Insecta; Hymenoptera; Formicidae.
AUCUUGCAAAUUCUAAUAUUCUUUGUUUUAUUUAAGUAUCUUUAAUGCUUGAAUAGAAAUUAUUAUGGAAAUAGCAAGCACAUAUAAAUAAAUAAACGUCAAUUAGUACGAAUAUGCUCGAGAACUGUAUAUUCACAUUGAUUAUUAUAAUUUUUAUCAUAUACAAAUUGAAUCUUUGGUUUAACGUUCUUUUUGUCGUGCAUCGUAGAAUUUUAAAACUCGAAGUUGAUGAAUAAUAACCUCGAUAUUUAUACAUGCAAAGAUACACGUGCUAAAUAACUUGCACGAGAUAAAGACAUUUUUUAAUUUAUAAAAAAAAAGAGAAACCAUUUUUGAUCUUUACACGAUCUUAUAUGCUUUUUUCUUAAUAUUUACAUAUUGAAAUUACGUACUACUCGCAACUUAAAAUUUCUAUUUAGGAUUCUGUUGACCAUGUUUAUCAUUUAAAUGUAAAAUGGCUAGCACAACAUCAGCAAGUAUAGACAAUGAUUCUACUAAAAAUGGAAGCAAUGUGGAUAUGGAAAAGCAGCUUAAAGAGAGAGCUGAAAGGAAUCGUCAAAAAGCACUUUUGUUAAAAAAAUCCAAAAUUGUAACUCAUCCAUAUACAAGAGAAAACAGCGAAUCUAUAAAAGGAAGAUCGUUGAAAGUACAAGGACAGCAUGUUAUCGAUAGUGGUGGAGGCUUCCUGAUAGAAGAAAAUGAUGAAUUAGAACAACAAAUGCUGAAGAUUAGAACAGAGCCAGAACCUGUUAUCGGUAAAUUUAAUGAGUGUGAGGAAUGCCAACAGAAGUUUGGGGAUUCAUAUCUUUUGCAAACAUUUGAUCUGGCUGUCUGUGAUAAGUGCAGAGACAAAGAGGGAAAACAUUCUUUAAUUACCAAGACAGAAGCUAAACAAGAGUACUUACUGAAAGAUUGUGAUCUCGAUAAACGGGAACCCGCGUUGAAGUAUAUCGUGCGAAAGAACCCUCACAAUGUGAAUUGGGGCGAGAUGAAGUUAUAUCUUCAUUUGCAGAUAGAGCAAAGAGCUUUAGAAGUAUGGGGUUCAGAAGAGAAUCUGCUGAAAGAGAAAGAAGCUCGUGAUAUAAAGCGAGAGGGAGCCAAGAUUAAAAAAUUCAACAAAAAGAUCAAACAGCUUCGAAUGCAAGUGAGAAGUUCGUUGUAUGAUAAGACGACAAAAGCAUCUCACACUCACAAGUUUGGGGAAGAUACAUACAAUGAAGAGGAUGAUACUUAUACACAUACUUGUACAAUGUGUGGUUAUGAAGAAACAUAUGAAAAAAUGUGAACAUU